Molecule: messenger RNA, 2020 nt
Organism: Juglans microcarpa x Juglans regia
Lineage: Eukaryota; Viridiplantae; Streptophyta; Magnoliopsida; Fagales; Juglandaceae
Product: cytochrome P450 84A1-like
Exons: 2
Coding region: 123-1667 (514 amino acids)
Biological process (GO): lignin biosynthetic process
Molecular function (GO): heme binding; oxidoreductase activity, acting on paired donors, with incorporation or reduction of molecular oxygen; monooxygenase activity
Source: RefSeq, a predicted model, not a curated record
ACCUUUGAGCAGGUUAUCGGCAGGAGCCACAAAAACUAGUAUAUAAAGCCUCAUAAUAUCUCCUCCCAACCUAGCAACAUUUAGAGUUGCAAUCUCUCACGCACUGAUCUCAAAAAUCAGCCAUGGAUUCUAUUCUCCUCAAAGGGUUGGAACCUUUUUCCCUGACAGUCUUCUUCAUCGUCCCCUUACUGUUCAUGUUGGGUCUAGUUUUCCGUAUCCGCAGAAGGCUGCCAUAUCCACCGGGGCCUAGAGGUUUUCCGAUCUUCGGUAACAUGGGGUUGAUGAACCAGUUAACCCACCGCGGUUUGGCCAAGUUGGCCAAACAAUACGGCGGAAUCUUUCAUCUCCGGAUGGGGUACUUACACAUGGUGGCCGUGUCCAGCCCCGACGUGGCGCGCCAGGUCCUUCAGGUACAGGACAACAUCUUCUCCAACCGCCCGGCAACCUUAGCAAUCAAGUACCUCACCUACGACCGCGCCGACAUGGCCUUCGCUCACUACGGUCCCUUCUGGCGCCAGAUGCGCAAGCUCUGCGUCAUGAAGCUGUUCAGCCGCAAACGAGCGGAGUCGUGGGAGUCGGUACGCGACGAGGUGGACUCGACCGUGAGGAUCGUGGCGGCCAGCAUCGGCAAGCCUGUGAACGUCGGGGAGCUGGUGUUCGAACUAACGAGGAAUAUAAUCUAUCGGGCAGCGUUCGGGACACUGUCGCACGAAGGACAGGACGAGUUUAUUGGGAUACUGCAGGAGUUCUCCAAGCUGUUCGGAGCUUUCAACAUCGCAGAUUUCAUUCCUUGGCUGUCCUGGGUUGAUCCCCAGGGUAUCAACGUGAGGCUCUUCAAGGCUCGACAGUCUCUGGACGGAUUCAUCGACAACAUCCUCGACGAUCACAUAGCGAAGAAGAAGAAAAAUCAUGGGUCGACGACGGUUAGUGAGGACAGUGAUAUGGUGGAUGAUAUGUUGGCUUUUUACAGCGAGGACGAAAAAGCUAGCGAGUCCGAUGACUCCUUCACACUCACCAAAGAUAACAUCAAAGCCAUCAUAAUGGACGUAAUGUUUGGGGGGACGGAGACGGUGGCGUCAGCAAUAGAAUGGGCAAUGGCCGAGUUGAUGAGGAGCCCGGAGGAUCUAAAGAGGGUUCAGAAAGAGCUCGCCGACGUUGUGGGUCUGGACCGGCGAAUCGAAGAGAGCGACUUCGAGAAGCUAACUUACCUAAAGUGCGCUCUCAAGGAGACUCUACGCCUCCAUCCACCCAUUCCAUUACUCCUCCACGAGACCUCCGAGGAUGCCGAGGUUGCCGGGUACAGAAUUCCGGCCAAGUCCCGCAUCAUGAUCAACGCAUGGGCGAUUGGCAGGGACGGGAACUCGUGGGAGGAUGCUGAGACUUUCAAGCCCUCGAGGUUUCUUAGAGAGAACGUGCCGGACUUCAAAGGGAGCAACUUUGAGUUUAUUCCGUUCGGUUCUGGCCGGAGAUCCUGCCCCGGCAUGCAACUCGGGCUCUACGCGCUGGACUUAGCCGUGGCUCACCUCCUCCAUUGUUUCACAUGGGAAUUGCCGGACGGGAUGAAGCCCAGUGAGCUGGACAUGAACGACGUGUUCGGACUCACUGCGCCGAGGGCGAGUCGACUCAUUGCAGUACCCAGUAAACGGGUGGUGUGCCAACUGGAUUGAGGAAAAGUCCGGAAGGGGAUGGAAACGAGUGGUUUGGAGCAAGCAAGCUAGCUCGCUCGGACAUAUUAAUGCGCAUGGGAUAGAUCAGCAAUGAAAAGGGUCAGAGGUGAUCAAUUUGCAUGGCUUUUUUUCUUUCUCUCUCUUCUCUCUUCUUUUAAUUUUAAAUGUCAAUCUUCUUCUUUCAUUUUGUUUUUAUUAUAUUUGGAAAGUGCCAACACAAUAACCGAUCGAGAAGGUAUCAGAAUUGAGAGGAUUUCAAAUCUUCUUACUCUGUGGAUAAGACCGUACUCUUUCCUUUGAUUUUAUUUUUGGAUAAAACCCAGAAAUAAAUUGUGAAAAUUAUAUCUGAAAAA